UCGAAGAGUAUGCUUUCAGGUGAGAGUGGGAUGACAAGAUGAAGCUCUCAAAGGUGACUAGAGUGGGAGGAUAUAAAAAGAAAACUGAAGAAGUGGGAGCAGGGUGCUUGAGGUGGAAGACUUGUGUGGUGAGGUUGUGGCAGCUCAUUGAAAAUUUUCCCCGAGAUGAGAUUGAAGAUGAUUUAACAUUUGAUGGGACAAACCUGGAUGACUUUGUCGACAACUUACAACUAUCUGCAGAGGAAGGUGGGGGAAAUGAUGAGGAAAAGAAGAAGAGGUUGGUAGAAAGGACAGAAAAAAGUCAGAAUGAGGACGUGAAGAGGAUUGUGGAAGAGGCUUGGACUUGGCAGGGGAUAUUGAUAAAGUUGCAAAUGACAUACACCCAGAUGAGGCAAGACCAGACAAAGAGGGAAAGGCUACAAGAGAAGGGAUUGUGGAUUGGAAGGGAGAAGGAUGAGUUGCAGAGAAAAACUCAGGAAGAAGGGGAGGAAAAGGAUGUACCCUUGAGGGGUCUGAGAAGCAAGCCUAGAACUUUUCCCAAGGACAGAAGAAGCGGGGCAGAUCAGGCAGUGGAAAAAGAAGAGGAGGAAAAAAAGGAGGUAGCAGUAGAGUUGAAGAAAGACCAAGGGAAGAUACGCGAAAGUGGCAAGGAAAUUGGGGAGAUGGAGAAAGGAAGAAAUGAGAAGGAAGUUUGUGAGGACUCGGAUGCUUUGGGGAAGGGGCUUCGGUCAGAGCUCAAGGGAAGCAUUGAGCUCUCCACCCAAAGAUUUAUAGAUUAUAUCCCUGGGCUCCUGAAAGAAAUGAGCAGGCUGAGGAAAAGGGAAGAGGAAAGGGAUGUCCAGAUGACAAGAUUGAUAGAGGAUUUGAAAGGGAUGAGAAAGGAAGUGGAGGACUUGAACAAGGGGAAGGAAGAACUGUUAAAACAAGUAAGUACAUUGGAGGUUCCCCUGGCCCAGAAGGGCAAGGAAUUAGAAGAUGAAGUGGUAGAGAGGGAGAAGAAGAUGGAGAAGAAAGUUGAAGGUUUGUGCUCAGGAAUCAGUGUGCAAGGGGAAGAUUUGGAGAAAGAGAUCACAGAAAGGGAAAAGAUGAGUCAGAUAUGGGAAAUGAGAUGGAAUGAAAUACUGAAAGAGAUGAAAGAGCUCAAACUGAGUCACCAAGAGAAAGAGAAGGAGACCACAAGAGUGGUGGAGUGGAAAGAUGAGGAAGGGUUUAAGAUUAAGAUGACAGCAGGAGAAAGGGAGGAGUCACUGUCCAUAAAAGAAGAGGAAAGGAAGGACGAGCAGACUGAGGUUGGAAAAGAGGGACCCUCCAGCAAGAGGCCACAAGAACAGCCAAGGGUUGAAGGGCCUCCUGCCUCAGAGGAAGAGAAGAGUGAAUGUUUGGCUUUGCCUCAGCAGAAGGGCAUCAAGAGGAAUGGACAGCCUGGAAUGAAAUCAUCAGAAGGGGCUGGGAGCCAGACAGAGACUUCAGCCCAGUCUCACAAAAAGAAGGCCAGAUACAACAAGGUCAGAAGUGGGUGCUUCUUUUGCACAAAAGAAUGACACUUCCGAGAUGACUGUGCAAUAUUGGUCGAAUACAUUAAGAAAGGGAUGACCAGGUUUGACUCAUAGGGAAGGUUGGUUACCAGCACUGGACAGAUAAUCCCCAGGACACCUGAAGGUGGCGGAGUAGAACUUCGUUGGAUGUUGGGGCUGACAAUCAUCUUCUCAGAUUAGAAGUAAAUAGUCGUUUAAAAC
Chara braunii is the source of this 1736-nucleotide messenger RNA. The record is from the annotation of a GenBank genome assembly. NCBI's taxonomy places the organism in Eukaryota, Viridiplantae, Streptophyta, Charophyceae, Charales, Characeae.